Molecule: messenger RNA, 801 nt
Organism: Pistacia vera
Lineage: Eukaryota; Viridiplantae; Streptophyta; Magnoliopsida; Sapindales; Anacardiaceae
Product: V-type proton ATPase subunit F
Exons: 5
Coding region: 160-552 (130 amino acids)
Biological process (GO): proton transmembrane transport
Cellular component (GO): membrane; proton-transporting V-type ATPase, V1 domain
Molecular function (GO): proton-transporting ATPase activity, rotational mechanism
Source: RefSeq, a predicted model, not a curated record
CGAUCAAAAAUCCGAUCAUGUUCGUAUUCGGGUCAUAUGAAACGCACAAAUCCACCAGUAUGGCUGCUGAACCUUCACAAUUUGAUCCCUUCUGCAACUUUGGAUCGAGAAAUUGAAAGACCGAGAAACAACUUGUCAGUUCAAUUAUAUAAAUUUUAAAUGGCUGGAAGAGCUCAAAUCCGUACUAACAACUCAGCACUUAUUGCCAUGAUUGCUGAUGAGGAUACUAUUACUGGAUUUUUGCUGGCCGGUGUUGGUAAUGUUGACCUGCGGAGAAAGACAAACUACCUUAUUGUUGAUUCAAAAACAACGGUGAAAGCGAUUGAAGACGCAUUCAAAGAGUUUACAACAAAGGAGGAUAUUGCUAUUGUAUUAAUCAGCCAAUAUGUAGCAAACAUGAUAAGGUUCUUAGUUGAUAGCUACAAUAAGCCAAUUCCAGCAAUCUUGGAGAUUCCUUCCAAGGACCAUCCAUACGACCCUGCUCAUGAUUCAAUUCUUUCACGAGUGAAAAAUCUCUUCUCUGCAGAGUCUGUAGCAUCUGGAAGGCGUUGAGGAUAUAUAAAUGUUCCAUUUAUCAGGUUGCAAACAUGAAAAGGUUCCCAGUUGAAAGCUCCAAAUGCUUGCAUUUCAGCAAAUGGUUGUUUUAUAUGUUCUUAUCUUUUCCUUCAUCGAUGUAUUUCUCCUAUCAUUUUCUCUCUUUACUUCUUGCCUCCGUUUUCAAUUUAUCGAUGAGAUCAAGACUUUCUGUAAUCACCAUUUAACAAUAAAUUGCCAGGUUGAGCUGACCACAUGGUUUGUUUU